CUACAACGUUACCGUCCAUAUUCGACUUGCGUACUGUUUGGACCGCACACUUAGCAGCUGGUAUCGCCAUCGCAGUAUCAUUGCGACAACCUUGGAUUUACUAUGGCCCACGACCAGGGCAUGUUCUCGGUCCAACGACCGCGCCAGACACUAGGACCGAUGAACAACAACAUCUCUUCCGCGAUUCCCAUGCCCUCGUCAGCGAUGAAGCGCUCGAGCUCCGUACACCAGAUGCAGCAGGGCUCGCAGUUCGGCGCAAACAACCAUGCGCGCUCCCAAUCUGGAGGGCGCAUGUCGCUCGCACCAGGACGACCGAGCCAGCCGCUCUUUGCGCGCUCGUCGUCCGGCACAAACCUCGCUGAAGGGUUUCCGUCAGUGCAGCGCCAGUCCAUGGGCGCCUUUGGCGGAGCCAGCAGCGGGAGAAAGAGCUUUGCGCCUGGCGCGUCGCUCUUCCAGACACCAGCACCGCCUGCCGGGCCAGACUUCGAGCAAAGCGCACAGCGACGAAGCAGCGUCUUCAAGGCGCGCACAUCACACGCCGGCGGCCAAUCAGGUGUCAAGCAGUCUUUCUUCCAGCAAGCGCCCAUGCCUGCGGCGCCCCCAGCAGACCCUCGAAGACUGAAGGAUCCCAACACGCGGCAGACAAUGUCCGGCGAACUACUUCAGUUCCUCACACACAACAACUUCGAGAUGGAGUCGAAACACGUUCUGUCAAACAAGGCCAUGACCUCACCCACACAGAAGGAUUUCAACAGCAUGUUCCAGUGGCUGUACAACAAGAUCGACCCAAGCUACCGAUUUCAGAAGUCGAUCGACCAGGAGGUCCCAGUACUGCUCAAGCAGCUACGCUACCCCUUUGAGAAGUCCAUUAUGAAGUCGCAGAUCGCGGCUGUCGGUGGCAACAACUGGCCAACGUUCUUGGGUCUGCUUCACUGGAUGAUGCAGCUUGUGGUUCUGUGCCAGAGAUACGAGUCUGGAAGCUACGACGAGGCUUGUUUCGAAGCUGGCUUUGAUGUUUCUGGCGACCGCAUCAUCUUCGACUUCCUCACAGACGCAUAUAGCACAUGGCUGGCAGCGGACGAUGAAGAGGACGACGAGGAGGCCCAAGAUCGACACAUGCAGCCUCACAUCCAGAACAUGGCGGCCAAGUUUGAAGCGGCGAACUCGCAACACCACGACCAGGUCAAGAUGCUCGAGGCAGAGCACAAGCUGCUCCAAGACCAGAUCGAUGAGCUGAGCAAAGCAGGGCCCAGGAUUGCAAAGUAUGAGGAACAGAACAAGGUUCUCGGAGACGACAAAGUGAAGUUUGAGAGCUACAACGCGAACAUGGAGCUUAAGGUCAACAAGUACACCGAUCGCUGCGAGUUCUAUGAGAAGAAUAUUGAAGAGCUCGAGGCCGAGCUCGAAGCAGCCGAGAAAGAGCAAGCAGAACUCCAGGCCAUCAUCGACGGCCGCGGAAUGACCAUUAACGACAUCGACCGCAUGGCCGCCGAGAAGGACCGCCUCGACAACGCGCUCCAGGGCACAUCCGCCCGCCUCGAAGAAUCCAAGAAGCGCGUCGCAGAGAAGGAACUACAAGCCUCCAAGAAACUCGACGAACUCGAGCAAACAAUCGAGCGCUACAACAACCUAGGCUACCAAAUCGGCGUCAUCCCCUCCACCGCCGUCAACGCAAAGGGCCAGGACUACGAACUCGUCCUCACCAUAACCGACGGCCCAAACUUCUCUGGCUCACAGAUGGGCUCUUCCUCCCAAGAACCCUCCGACCGCCUCCUCCAGGACUCCAGCACCGGCUACUCCCCCGCACACCUCCUCAACCUCGACCUCAAAGGCACCAUUAAAUCCAACAUCCUCAUCCUGCGCAAAGAAAUCGCCGAGCGCCGCAACGCCGCCCUCGAAGCAGACAUGAACAACCACGACCUGCUCGACAAGAUCAAAGAAGCCAUGGACGACAAGGUCGCCGAGGUCGAAGCGCUGGGACACCGUGUUGCGCAGGCGGAAGAAGAGCUCGAGAAGCUGAGGGAGAUUACGAAUACGCAGAAGAGCCAGAGUGAUGCGCAGAUUGAGCGUAUGGAGAAGGAGUUGGGCCGCAUGAGGAGCGGGUUGGGUGAGAGUGUGCAGUUGAUGGUACAGAGGGAGAUGGCUGUUAAUAUUGAGUACGAACAACUCCAGCUCCGCGCCAAUUCGCUGCGCGAAGAACUGCACACGGAGAUUGAGCGCAUGCUCGAUGACAUUGUGCGCUUCAAGCUGCACGUCCAGCGCUCGCUUGAGGAGUACGAGCAGUUCAUUGCCGACGAGGUCGAGCGAAGCUGCGAGGAACAGGAUCUGCUUGCGCAGGCCGAAGAGGGUGAGCAAGAAGAUGAGGAGAUGGGUGACGCCGAGUAAAUACGGGUAGUAAAUACGGGUGAGAAGACGAUGGCGAUGAUGUUACGAUGGAAGGCGUUGGUGGAUCUCUUUUGAACCCCCGGAGUUUGUUUGCUACUCGACGCAUGUUGCUACCCAUGGUAGACUUGUUGUCAUUGGAGUUUGAGGAGUUGGAUACGACUUCGACGCUUCUUAGAUACCUUUGCG
This is a messenger RNA of Macroventuria anomochaeta, 2571 nucleotides long. RefSeq lists its product as uncharacterized. The transcript is spliced from 3 exons. Gene Ontology annotation, biological process: attachment of mitotic spindle microtubules to kinetochore. Gene Ontology annotation, cellular component: Ndc80 complex. Lineage: Eukaryota; Fungi; Ascomycota; Dothideomycetes; Pleosporales; Didymellaceae. The record is from RefSeq and is a predicted model, not a curated record. Bases 103 to 2385 code for a protein of 760 amino acids.